Molecule: messenger RNA, 1799 nt
Organism: Paralichthys olivaceus (Japanese flounder)
Lineage: Eukaryota; Metazoa; Chordata; Actinopteri; Pleuronectiformes; Paralichthyidae
Gene: hormad1
Product: HORMA domain containing 1
Source: RefSeq, a predicted model, not a curated record
AAGCGACAAAAAUGGCGGUGAAGCACCUUGGUGACUGUAGCCACCCCGCCAAUUAAUCGAACAAAGAAUAAAUACGCGCGACAUUUAACGAACACUGUUUGACAUCAGCGAGCGACUAAAAUCCACCAGAGCAGCGGCAGCCAUGUUUGUUGUCAUGUUCUAUCCCCGCGGCAAACUUACAAAGACGCUCGCCGGCAAGUAGCCAAUCACAGUCAGCCUCUCCGAAGCGAACUGCUCCGUGAUUGGCUACUUGCCGGUGAGCCGUCAAUCAGACAUUUAGCGGGAACAGAUCUCUGUAAAAACUGAUGGAACCUCGUCGCUAAUUUGUUCAAGUUCAGUCGCAUCUGGUCAGACUCCUCGUUGGUGUUGUUUCCACGUCUGAGUUAUGGCGUGUGUGCAGCAAGUGAGAUCCUCCCAGGAUACUCAGCUGUUGCCUAAUCAGGUUAUCACAGAGCAGCAGUCCUUGGUUGUUAUAAAGAAGCUUCUGGCUAUUGCGGUGUCUGGCAUCACAUACCUGCGGGGCCUUUUCCCGGAGAAAGCCUACGGGAACAAAUAUGUUGAUGAUCAGAAAGUGAUGAUCCUCAGAGAGGUGCGCAGCUGUCCUGGAGCCUCUCAGAUCGUCCAGUGGAUGCAAGGAUGUUUUGAGGCCAUCCAGCAGAGAUAUCUCCGGACAGUUAUCAUGUCUAUCUACACUGACCCAGAGAACCCCCAGAAAGUGACAGAGUUUUACCAGUUUAAGAUCCAGUACACUGCAAAAGGAGCACAGAUGGACUUUGAAAGCAACAACAACAAUAAAGUGUCGACCAUGACAUGUGGCGACACUAAGAAGGCCAGCGUCCUGCUGGUGAGGAAGCUCUACACUCUGAUGCAGAACCUGGGUCCUCUGCCAGAUAACGUCUGCCUCAACAUGAAGCUGUCUUACUACGAUGAUGUUACCCCUCAGGACUACCAGCCCCCAGGCUUCAAGGAGGCUGACGGUGACACCAUGGUAUUUGAGAGGGAGCCGGUCAAACUGACUAUGGGCGAGGUGGCCACCCCCUUCCACACUUUGAAGAUGGACAUGGCCACAGAGAGACAGAGGCUGGAGCAGGUGGAGGAGAGUGUUAAUGUGAUGGAGAAGUGGGUUCUGAAGAUGGAGGGGGAGGGCGUCCUUUCACAGAACCAUGUGAUUGAAGACGUGGAGAGACCUGACAACGAGAACACAGACUUGGAUAACACUGAAACCCAAAUGAGAUGUUGUGAGAAGAUGGAGAGUUGUGAAGAAAUCACAGAGAUGGACACUCUGGUGAAGAGGACCUCUGACAUGGAGGUGGGUGUGAAGAGGACCAGGAGUGGACGGAUCAUCAAGGCGGCCACGAAGACAAACUUAAUCAUCAACAACAAGCCGACAGCUAUGAAGAACAGAAUGGUCUCUCAAUAUGACAUUCCCAACAGCCAGGAAACACCAUCCAUCCCCAUGCCUAAGAGCAAACGCAAAUUCAGUGAGCCCAAAGAACACUAUUGACCUCCCAGCCCACUGCUCACACAGCAGCACGGCUGUAUUGAUUUACACUGAUGUUUUUUAAAGUUUGAUUACAGGUUAUGUGGUUGUUUUUUUAAAGAGAAUUCCUUGUUUCACACUUGUGAUGAAACAUCACUAAAAAGUUCAUUUGAAUGAAAUACAGAUGUGUUAAUAGGAUGUAUUAUAAUUUAGCUAUGAAAUUUGAAUAAUCAUUUAUAGAACUGUUUGUUAAUGGUUGUGUCUGGUUUUUUUGUACAAUUCUGUUGCUUGUGUACAAAGCAGCACUGAAAAUAUUGAA